CUACUUAGUAUUAAACGUACCUGUCUCAUGGCUACCGACUUUGGAGACAACGCUUUUAUAUAUUUUUUUUCUGGUCAUUGUUCUUCACAAAAGACCUAAUUGAAAAUAUCUGUCAAAUCAUGUCUCUGGUUUCCCUCUCCUUCCCCCCCUGCUAAUUGGACAUGUAUUGUGUUUGUGUGGGAAGGAAGGAGGCUCUAUAGCGGGAUAGCAAUAUUGCUGGGAAAAGAACAUUAAAAUGGAUAAAGGGAUUUUCUAGCGGUAUAAAUACCUGCACACGACCUCCCUGUUCUCUGGAGCCCUUCUGUAUAUGUAUAUACAAGUGCAAAGACUGGAAUAGAGUUGGAGCUGCCGUUAAUCGGUCAGGACCUGUUCAGUUAGAAAACAGGGAAAGGUGGCUCUCUGCCUUUCACCUGUUUGAGGGCAUGACUUGCCAAGCGUUUGCUUCAUCUGACAAUUUUGUACCCUUGAAUUCUGACUCUUCUCCCUCCCUGCCUCUGAUAAUGCAUCACAGCGCAGCAGAGUGCCUGCCCGUUUCUAACCAUGCGACCAAUGUUGUCUCCACAGUCCCGUCUGUUUUGUCUUUGAUCCAAACUCCUGAAUGUUCCCAUCUCCAUUUUGCCAUGAUGACUUCGGGAAACGCGUCAGCAGGACUUCACUACUCUGUGCCCUCCUGUCACUAUGGAAAUCAACCCUCUACCUAUGGAGUGAUGGCAGGCAUCAAGCCUGCAACUCCAGAGAUGCUAUCAGCAAGUCUCUCCCAGAGUCGCAUCUUACAGACAUGCAGCAUGCCACAUCCCAAUGUAGUAAAUGGUGUCAGCACAUUGCAAAGCAAGUCUUUUUCUUUUUCUUGUAGCCUGACCCCUUGCCUUUAUAAGUUCCCUGAGCAUGCCCUCAGCGCCAGCUCCUGUGCCCUGGGCCACAGCUUCACACCCAUGCACCAGACCCUCCUCAGUGAUGAUCCUACGGCUGCAGACUUCAAGCAGGAAUUCCGCAGGAAAAGCAAGUCUGUGGAAGAGCCUGUCGACAUGGAUUCCCCUGAAAUCAGGGAACUGGAGAAAUUCGCUAAUGAAUUCAAACUGCGGAGAAUUAAGCUGGGUUAUACACAAACCAAUGUUGGCGAAGCACUGGCUGCUGUGCAUGGCUCCGAAUUCAGUCAAACUACCAUUUGCCGCUUUGAGAACUUGCAGCUGAGCUUUAAGAACGCAUGCAAACUGAAAUCAAUACUGUCCAAGUGGCUGGAAGAAGCAGAACAAGUGGGAGCUUUAUACAAUGAAAAAGUUGGAGUGAAUGAGCGGAAGAGGAAGCGCAGAACCACCAUAAGUAUUGCUGCCAAAGAAGCCCUGGAGAGGCACUUUGGAGAACAAAGCAAGCCUUCUUCUCAGGAAAUCAUGAGGAUGGCUGAGGGGCUCAAUCUUGAGAAAGAAGUCGUGAGAGUUUGGUUUUGCAACAGAAGACAAAGGGAAAAAAGAGUGAAGACAAGUCUGCAUCAGAAUGCCUUUAGCUCUAUUAUCAAGGAGCACCACGAGUGCCGGUAAAGCUUUUUCAUGCGUAGCUGCAGAUUUCUGUUUUGCUUUUUGAUAAAUAUGUUGCUUUUUGCUUUUUGUAAAUAUUUUAUUUACUUUGUUGUUUAAAAAAAUAUGAAGAAAAAUUGGUAAAUCACUUGAUUCCCUUACAAGCUAGCCAGCUUCAGAUGCAGUUUGUGGAAGGCCUGAUUUCAACGUAAAAUGUUGGGGGGAAAAUGCUAUUGCAGAUAUUUAAAGUGUUGGAUGCCUAACUGCAAGGAACCUGUUGGGCAUUACUCAACCAGAAAUGCUUUACAAGUAGCACACGUAGUUGCAGUUUCCUUGUGCUGUGCCUUCAUUGAGUACGCGGUGUACUGAAUGAUUAACAGAGAACCCCCGUGUAGGUACCCUAAGCAUGAGGAAACAAAUCCUUUGUGUUACUCAUGAAGAAAGGUUACAAAGCUUGGUGUCAGCAGCUGUAGUUUGUGAAAGAUUUUUGCCUCUGCCUGUCUGUGCAUGUGCCAUACCCCCAGUCCAUGGUAGCUAUCUCACUGAGCUAACCUCUGUGAGACCGCGAGCCAUUAGGGAGACUUUACAGGGUCCCGCCCCCAGCAUUGAACACUGAGUUCACUAAACUGAACAUCAGAAAGAAGUUAGAAUUUUGAGGAAGAGGAGAACGUGAAUAAGUGAUCUUAAGCUUGCAGUGUUUAUAUUAUUGAGUAUCUAUUUGUGGCCAAAGAUGGGAUCCCAAGGGACUGUCAAUGGAUGUGAGUGAUCCAGGAAGGCAGUAGAGGAGUGCGAGAUGAGGACUGAAAAGCUGCCUUCCAAAAACUGGCUGAAAUUCAGGGACAAGCUCACACCAGCUGUACACCUUUGACUAAACUACUUCAGGUAACUUCCUUGUGUCUUUUCAAGGUGAAGAUAGGAAAGAUGCGCCACAGCUGCUGUCUUUAUUUAUGAUAGAAUAAGCUUACCAGUACCAAGGUGUCAACAUGGCUCCUGAUGUGUGCUCUGUUUUAGUGUACUGCCUUGAACAGGUGCCAAGUUGAAGUGAUGUUUUCUAAUGCUAGUUAUCAAAAGACUUUCCUGCUAAUUCAUUGCAUGCCUUAAGGUCUGAUUUGGAUAGGUUUAGCUAUCACCUUAAGAGUUUAUGGCUCAGUGGGAAAAAGUAGGGAAUGAUCAGCUAGUUGUUACUUCAAGCUUUCUCUGCGUUGUAUUUUUUUAUGAUUAAAUCCUUUUGUGGACAUGCUUACACGAGAGAGUGUAUUAAGUGAAAAAACAAGGAGGUUUUUUUGCUUUGAAAUAAGUAGCCAGACAAAGCAUUUAUUGCACUGUACAUUCCCACUCUUUUACACCCCAACAAUUGAAAAUAACCCCUUGUCAUCCUGUAGCCUGGAGAGACAAUCAGGCAAAAAGAACAAUAAAAACUAAUAAAAAAACAUCCCACAAUAAUAAGCUAACAAACAAAAACCCAUGACAGUGCCAGAGCUCCACCUAUCAGAAAGCCAGACACCAAGAAACCAAAUUAAGGACUUUAGUACUCACCAGGGACAGAUUAUCAAGCCAUCUCAUCAACCCUGCUUGUUGUUAUUAAAUAGCCCAUUACCGCAUAUGUAUUUUACACUUUUCCCAGGACUGAAAUUAAGUGAGUACAUGCAAGUAAUAAUGGCCUGAUAAAAUUUAUUUUUCCAUUAAACAGACCUGAUGAUUUAGAAAAUGUCUAAAUAAUAGGCUCACAGAAAGCAAAGAGGUUUGCUGUUCAAGAUCACUUAGGAUCAGCAUGUACAAAUUGUGUUUUCACACUCCUGCGCGUUAAAUUCUCUCUAUUACAGUGACCAUAAGCUUAUUCAACUAUGGAAAUUUGGCCUCCUGAUUAAGAAAAUAUAUUUUUAUGGGCUAAUUGCACUGCUACAACCCCUUAAUUUAGAAGCAGCUUCUAAUCUAAUCAUUCAAAUGGGAGAAAUUAUGCUAUGUACCCUCAACACUAGCAUAGCUCACCCACAGCAGCACAGACCACACCCCUGCCAUUAUCAGUCGUGUGUGUAUUGACAGAUCAUGAACUUUCCAACAGGAUAAAAGAUAAACACAUGUGAGAAGACUGGCACUCAGCGGCAUGCAUUUGUGUACUUUUGAUGUUAUGUAGUCUAGUGUUAUGUAUGUAUGUUGAAACUACUGACAGAAAUGAAUUUUAUUUAUAUUGUAAGUUAUUUUAUUGAUUAUAAAAGGCUUCCUAAUGGUGCUGUAAGCCUGUAUGUUCUCCUCCUCCCCAAAUAAAGUAUUCUUACAUGUGUGGUGUUCCACAUAAUUGUUGGUAGCUCUGUUUUGGUAGUGCUUAUCUUUUUUAGCUGUGUAUUGUGCGGAUUUGUUUAUUCACUUUAGAAUGCUGUCAGUUAAUUUGAGAGAAAUUCAUGAAACUGUGAUUUCUAGUCUUCCACAAAGUCUCACAAGUGAAGGCUAAUUGCAGAAGCAUAGCAAAAUAAAAUGAAGGUUGACAUAGAAUGCCAUUUUGUUGCAGAAGAAUGACUAAAAAGCUAAGUGGAAGAAACAGCCACCACCUAAACACAUCAUCUAGCUGUCACCACGGAAAUACUAACAGUUCAGAGCAGAAUUGGUUAAUAAAUAAAUAAAUCAGUAAAUCCUGGAUGAAAUCAAUUUAAUGUGCUGCAGCUUUUAGAAUCGGAGAAAGUGGCAACUCGGUGUUUUCUUUAGGAACAGCUUACGUAUUCACUGGCUAAUUGCCAUCGAUCACUCUUGAUUGAGGGAAAAGGCCCUGGAUAAGGCGCCUGAGGGUUAGUUUUAUAAGCCUGCAAGUAAGUUUAGGUGGCUGCUUAACAAAUAUGGGUUGCACUAUUUUUCUUUGAAGUUCUUUUUUCUUGCUUUUACUUUCCCAAUGGUAACUUUAAGUAGCUUGUUGGAAGUAGAAUAGGGGACAAAACAAGACCAUAUGCUGAUGUCUAAAUCUGUGGUUCACCUGUCUCCUGAGUGAUGUAUACUCUUAUCACCCUCAUCUGAAGGAGACAAUGGACCUAGGAAAGGGCUCACUACCGACAAAGCUGACGAUCAAAGGUGAGUGGAAUAAUUAAGUAAGCUAGACUUCUAUCUCUCUGAGAUGUGAUGUGCACUGACUGUUGUAGUGAUCUACUGAAUUACAAGCUGUACAGAAAAGAUGGAGACAGGUUGUUCACUGCCCUGCAUAAUAGAAGAACUAAGUCAACAUGUAAAGCUAGAAAGCACCAAGAAAACAUAAAAAAAAUAGUGGUUCCUAAUGUGGUGGGGACUAGAUUGUGGAACUUCUCUACUAGAAAAUGUGAGUGCUAUUUAUUUAUAUGGCCAAGUCAGCAGAAGAGAAAGCCACUGAAACUGUCAUAUACAGUAAAACCAUAUACACUCUGGAAAUAACCUAACUUAAAUAGAUGACUCCUAAUGUCUCUUUUUUUUCUGUUUAUCUUGUUCUCGUGUUUUCUUGGGCAUUGCUUACGUGCACCAGUGGAGUGGGAUUCUGGGUGAGAUGGACUUUGACCUGCCUCAGUAUAGCUGUUUUCAGGUGCAUCAAGUAAUUGUGUCGUUCUUUUUGGAUGGAAUACUUUCAGUUGCUGUUAAGGUGACAGCAAGGAUAAAGGCGUAUGAGGAACUGAGGUGGUUUCUUUAUUUUUUUAAUCUACUAAAAAUAAUACUAAGAGAAUUUGUUUUUUAGAAGGGGAAUGUAAUUUGUUUAAGAAGAGCUACAAAAUAUGUAACUAACUAACUAAAACUGAAAUAAAUAUAACCAAGCCUGCAAAUUUACAACACUUUACUCUGCUAUUGAAAGAUUUUUUAUGUAAGUUAGGGCUGCAGAACUUAGAAUCAUAGAAUCAUAGAAUUAGCUAGGUUGGAAAAGACCUACAAGAUCAUCCAGUCCAACCAUCCACCUACCACCAAUAACCCCACUAAACCAUGUCU
Molecule: messenger RNA, 5441 nt
Organism: Numida meleagris (helmeted guineafowl)
Lineage: Eukaryota; Metazoa; Chordata; Aves; Galliformes; Numididae
Gene: POU1F1
Product: POU class 1 homeobox 1
Exons: 8
Coding region: 423-1535 (370 amino acids)
Biological process (GO): regulation of transcription by RNA polymerase II
Molecular function (GO): RNA polymerase II cis-regulatory region sequence-specific DNA binding; DNA-binding transcription factor activity, RNA polymerase II-specific
Source: RefSeq, a predicted model, not a curated record